CGAUACAAGAACCCAGCAAUCAUCAGAGAAUGAAGACAAAGACAGUUGAGAGCAGGAUGAUGUGUCCUGCAUGGCUGUUGGUGACUGUGGUGAUUGUGGGUGUGGCCAGAGGAGCCGCCAGUCAGUGUUGGGAACAUGCGGCCUGUCAGGAGUUGGACUCAACAAGCAUGAUGGAGUGUCUGCAACUCUGUCACACCGACCUCAGUGACCUGAACCCUGACACCGCUCCACUUCAGCCUCCCCUUCUGCCCGACUCUGACACCUCUGCCCCUGCCAAGCGCUCUUACUCCAUGGAGCAUUUCCGCUGGGGGAAGCCCGUAGGCCGAAAACGGCGCCCCAUUAAAGUGUACAUGUCCAACGAUGUGGAGGAGGAGUCGAGUGAAGUUUUCCCAGGAGAGAUGAGGCGCGAUUUAAUCAAUGAGUUGCCGGCAGGAACGGAGGAAAAUGAGGUGAUGGAGAAGGAUGGCGUCCAGAAGAAAGGCGACUCCUACAAGAUGAAGCACUUUCGCUGGAGCAGCCCACCUGCCAAUAAACGCUACGGUGGCUUCAUGAAGGGGUGGGAUGAGACCAAGCAGAGAUCCCUGGUCACGCUUCUCAAGAACGUCAUCAACAAAGAUGGACAAACGCAUAAGUAGUGUUUUGCACAGGCGCUCAGCAAAGAGUUGAGUCACUGACCAAACCAUGAAAGCGUGUUUGAACCACUUCUGACUGUAAAUA
Phycodurus eques (leafy seadragon) is the source of this 717-nucleotide messenger RNA. It is a transcript of the gene pomca, whose product is annotated as proopiomelanocortin a. Gene Ontology annotation, cellular component: extracellular region. NCBI's taxonomy places the organism in Eukaryota, Metazoa, Chordata, Actinopteri, Syngnathiformes, Syngnathidae. The record is from RefSeq and is a predicted model, not a curated record. Gene Ontology annotation, molecular function: neuropeptide hormone activity. The coding region runs from base 30 to 635 and encodes 201 amino acids. The transcript is spliced from 3 exons. Gene Ontology annotation, biological process: neuropeptide signaling pathway.